CUGACGUCUUAGCAGUAACUGCAUGCCCCGGGCGAUAAAAGCUAUUUUAAGCUGCAACAUAUUUGCAUUGACUAUUAUAGAUUCAUUCAUAUAUAUACAUUGCAUAUAUAUAUCGUGUCCAUUUUUCCUCAGUCAUCAGUCAUUAGUUGACGAACCAGUUCGCUGAUCGAAUGAUGUCUCAGUCGGUGGUGUCCACAGCAUGGCUUGACAAGGAGCUGAAGGCAAACAAGACCAACUUGGCAGUAUUAGAUGCCACUUGGUUUCCAGACAAGAACGCUUCCGAGGCUUUUUCAAAGCAACACAUCAGCCAUGCCACAUACAUGGACAUGUUCAAAGGGGUACAGUUCACUCCUUUGUACCCUCGUAAUAUUCCAGAUGUUCCAACUUUUGAAGUCAACGCCAAGGGCAGUGCAGUGAAUAACAGCGACCAUGUUGUCAUUUAUGAAAACACAGGAAUGUUUGGAUACUUCAUGGGAGGAAGAGCUUGGUGGAUGUUCAAGCUGUUUGGUCAUGAAAAUGUUUCCAUAGUGGAUGGAGGACUGGAAAGGUGGAUUGCCGAUGGUUAUGAAACAACAGAUAUGAUGGUCAAGAAAAAGGAAGGUGAUUUUAAAGCAAAGUACACACCAAAAUGGAUCAAAAAGUUUGAGGACAUGCAAGAAAACCUCAAGUCACAUAAAGCACAAGUUUGUGACAGUCGUGGCCCUGACCUGUUCAAUCACUCACCUAAUGAUCCUAAGACUGGUCACUACCCUGGUGCAGUGAACAUUCCAUUUCCAAGCCUGUUUAACCCAGACACCAAAACUCUCAAGACCAUUGACGAGCUGAAGAAAGUUUAUGCUGAUGCUGGAAUUGAUCUCACUAAACCAGUAAUCGGCAUGUGUAUUGGUGGACUAUCAUCUUGCACUCUGGUGCUCACAGCUCAUAUUUGCGGCUGUCCUGAUGCGGCACUAUAUUAUGGAGGAUUCACCGAGUGGAAAGGAAGAGCUGACCCAAGUCAAAUUGAAUGAUACUUCACAUGAUUUACCUGUGGCACAUAAUUUACCCCACAUAUAUUAGUUGGUCACUUUGUUUGCAAAAUCAGUACAGAAGCAUGUACUGUUUGCUUUGCUGAAUAAAAAAACUGGUAACAGCAAAAAA
Molecule: messenger RNA, 1137 nt
Organism: Orbicella faveolata
Lineage: Eukaryota; Metazoa; Cnidaria; Anthozoa; Scleractinia; Merulinidae
Product: thiosulfate sulfurtransferase-like
Cellular component (GO): mitochondrion
Molecular function (GO): thiosulfate-cyanide sulfurtransferase activity
Source: RefSeq, a predicted model, not a curated record